UCCCAGAGUAGGGAAGACCAAAACUAGAGGGGAAAGAUUUAAAAGGGCCUAAGGGGCAACUUUUUCAUGCAGAUGGUGGUGCGCGUAUGGAAUGAGCUGCCAGAGGAGGUGACGGCUGGUAGAACACUUAAAAGGCAUCUGGAUGGGUAUAUGAAUAAGAAGGGUUUAGAGGGAUAUGGGCCAAAUGUUGGUAAAUUUGACUGGAUCAGACUAAGAUAGGUGGCUGACUCGGACAGAAGAAUCUGUUUCCACGCUGUGCAACUCUGGCUGUAAACACCGGCCAACCAGGCAGGGAAGCUUUUCUGAUGAAGGGUCUAGGCCCGAAACGUCAGCCUCUCGGCUCCUAUGAUGCUACUUGGCCUGCUGUGUUCAUCCAGCCCUGCACCUUGUUGUCAGGGAAGUAUGUGGGCCGCCCAGAAACAACAGGCGGACUGUGGCUGCGCCAAGGAUCAAGAUCGCUUCUGGUCACGUGCUCCGCCCAUGAGCCAAUGAAGUGUUGAGCUGCGCGAUGCGUCACGGUGACGUGUGAAGGACGCCUUAAGGAGGUCGGCGUCUCGAGCUGCCACUGCCGCCGCCGCCAUCUUAUAGAGAGUCAGCUCGUAACGGCCAUGUACCCGAGCUCGCUGCUCGCCCUAUCCGGGGGAAACCCCUUCAGUGCUCCCCGCUUCCAACUCCUCACAGAGCCCGCCUUCCCACAUCCACACGCCGCUAGCAAGGCCUCGCUGCCCAGUGAACGCGUCGCCCCUCGCCGGCGCUUGGCCGCCGCUGCCGUCAAAGAGGAGUACAGCUGCGAGUAUGGCUCCGCCAAGUUUUAUGCUUUAUGUGGAUUUGGAGGUGUCUUGAGCUGUGGGCUAACACACACUGCUGUGGUGCCCUUGGAUCUGGUGAAGUGUCGCAUUCAGGUGGAUCCUGGAAAAUACCAGAGCAUCUUCAAAGGAUUUUCUGUCACUCUGAAAGAAGAUGGUGUUCGUGGUCUGGGAAAAGGAUGGGCUCCAACAUUCAUUGGCUAUUCAAUGCAAGGCCUAUGUAAAUUUGGUUUCUAUGAAGUUUUCAAGAACAUAUAUGGUGACAUACUGGGUGAAGAAAAUGCUUAUCUCUGGCGUACAUCUUUAUAUCUUGCUGCAUCUGCCAGUGCUGAGUUCUUUGCUGAUAUUGCACUUGCUCCAAUGGAGGCUUGUAAGGUCCGUAUUCAGACCCAGCCUGGUUACGCCAACACUCUGAGAGAAGUUCUUCCUAAAAUGUAUGCUGAAGAAGGCCUGUGGGCAUUUUACAAAGGUGUUUCCCCUCUGUGGAUGAGACAGAUUCCCUACACAAUGAUGAAAUUUGCUUGCUUUGAGCGCACAGUUGAAGCACUAUAUAAAUAUGUGGUGCCUAAACCUCGUGACAGUUGUACCAAAGCUGAGCAGUUGGUGGUGACAUUUAUUGCUGGCUAUAUUGCUGGUGUUUUUUGUGCUAUUGUGUCUCACCCUGCUGACUCCGUGGUGUCAGUUUUGAACAAGGAAAAGGGUAGCAGUGCAUUCCAGGUUCUGAAAAGGCUUGGACCCAUAGGAGUGUGGAAAGGACUCGUUGCUCGUAUUAUCAUGAUUGGCACUCUGACGGCUCUACAGUGGUUUAUCUAUGACUCUGUUAAGGUCUACUUCAGACUUCCUCGUCCACCUCCCCCUGAGAUGCCAGCAUCACUGAAAAAGAAGCUUGGGUUGCAGUAAAAAUGGGUGGACUUAAUUUGUUGUCCUGGCUAAGCCAGAUAUGUCGCAUCAGAAGACAUGUAAAAGAGCUAUUUAAUACUGAAAAUAUCAUGUCUGUAAUGUCCUGUUGAUGAAGCACGGCAGUGAGUGCAGAGUAUACAUCAACACCAAUUCUGAAUAAAGAACAGUGACCCACGUU
Rhincodon typus (whale shark) is the source of this 1884-nucleotide messenger RNA. Its product is annotated as phosphate carrier protein, mitochondrial. Bases 609 to 1706 code for a protein of 365 amino acids. Gene Ontology annotation, molecular function: phosphate transmembrane transporter activity. Lineage: Eukaryota; Metazoa; Chordata; Chondrichthyes; Orectolobiformes; Rhincodontidae. Gene Ontology annotation, cellular component: mitochondrial inner membrane. Gene Ontology annotation, biological process: mitochondrial phosphate ion transmembrane transport. The transcript is spliced from 7 exons. The record is from RefSeq and is a predicted model, not a curated record.